Prunus armeniaca (apricot) is the source of this 747-nucleotide messenger RNA. The record is from the annotation of a GenBank genome assembly. Lineage: Eukaryota; Viridiplantae; Streptophyta; Magnoliopsida; Rosales; Rosaceae.
AUGAAGACUCAGUUUAAUGCUCAAAUCCAGAUUCUUCGCUCAGACAAUGAUGGAGAAUUUGUCAAUCAUGACUUUCAAACUUACUUCCAACAACAUGGAAUUAUCCAUGAGACGACUUCUCCUCAGACACUGCAACAAAAUGGUGUUACUGAACGAAAGAAUCGACAUCUUCUUGAAACCACCCGAGCACUUCUUAUUAGCACUCAUGUUCCUCGCCAUCACUGGGAUGAUGCUAUUGUCACCGCAAUUCACCUGAACAACCGCAUGCCUUCUGGUGUAUUGACCUUUAAAACUCCCUUACAGGCUACCGCUGUUAUCACCCUCAUAUCCGACGUGGAAUCUGAGUUGUUCUUCCAUGACCCAUCAUCCAAUUCUACGCUUCAAGGGGAGAUACGAACACGGGAUUACUCUCUGCCGACAAACAAUCAAUCACCCAUUCAUAGCGAUCAAUUGCCUGACCCACCUGAUCCAUGCGAAGAUAUUUCUGAUUCGAGUAUCACACCUACAAACAAUACAGAACAACAAGAUGAAGAACCCCUCUCUAACUCAACAAUACCAACAGACCAAUCUCCUGAGAAUAUCCUUGAGGUAAAAUCGUGGGAAGCCACCAAACCAUUAUUCACCUUAUAUUGGCAAGACAUCCAAUUGUCUGUUAUCCAUAUUCCAACCAAGGUCUCUAAAGCAUUGAAAGAUCCUAAGUGGGUUCAAGCUAUAAAAGAGGAGAUGAAAGCUCUUGAGAAAAAUUAG